Melitaea cinxia (Glanville fritillary) is the source of this 1754-nucleotide messenger RNA. Its product is annotated as WD repeat domain phosphoinositide-interacting protein 4-like. The transcript is spliced from 8 exons. Bases 151 to 1218 code for a protein of 355 amino acids. Gene Ontology annotation, molecular function: phosphatidylinositol-3,5-bisphosphate binding; protein binding; phosphatidylinositol-3-phosphate binding. Gene Ontology annotation, cellular component: cytosol; phagophore assembly site membrane; extrinsic component of membrane. The record is from RefSeq and is a predicted model, not a curated record. Lineage: Eukaryota; Metazoa; Arthropoda; Insecta; Lepidoptera; Nymphalidae. Gene Ontology annotation, biological process: protein localization to phagophore assembly site; protein lipidation; nucleophagy.
CCAUCAGUCAUCAAAUCAGCUGUGUAUUGCACACAAGGAACAUGUAACAAACAAAUUAUUCGUAUUUAAAAUUUCGAUGUGAAAAUGUCAACUGAGACUAUUUUAAAUAAACCAACUAAAUGUUUAUGAUAAAUUCAUCUUCUAAUAAACAUGGCGUUCGGGUCGAGCAGCGGUAUUACGUCCCUGGGAUUUAACCAGGACCAAGGCUGCUUCAGUGCCUGCCUAAAGUCUGGCCUUCGUGUUUAUAAUGUGGAUCCUCUUGUUGAGAAAACACAUUAUAACAUUGAUGAGAUCGGCAGAGUUAGCAUAUGCGAAAUGAUCUACCGCACAAACUGGCUGCUGAUCGUGAAGUCGUGUUCACCAUCUAUUCUAAGGAUUUUAGAUGAUGGACAGAGAACUUUCACAGCAGAAGUUCACUUCAAAUCACCCAUAAGAGCUAUACGUGCCAGAAUCGACAGGGUUGCCGUUGUUCUCAGCUCUACUGUACAAGUGCUAGCACUGCCAACGCUCGAGCGCAUUUCACUACUGCGGAUACCGUCCAACACCCGGCCUUUGUGUUCGAUGUCCUUGAGUAAUGACGUGGAGGCAUUACAGCUAAUCGCUGCGCCUGCGCAUCGGACAGGCUCUGUUCAGCUUAUGGACAUCUCCCGAACAGUAGUAGGGAGUAUGUCGAGUUCCCCUGCCGUCCUCGGCUGUCAUCAGUCGCAGCUGGCUUGCUUUACCCUGUCAGGUGAUGGAUUGAAGCUGGCCACUGCUUCGGAAAGGGGCACCGUCAUUAGACUUUGGGAUACAGACAAAAAAACGAAACUAUAUGAGCUGCGACGCGGCUCUGAUUAUGCCAAAGUCUACUGUAUAAGUUUCAACGUGUCCGGUUCGCUGGUGUGCAGCGUGUCGGACAAGGGCACGAUGCACCUGUGGCACGCGCAGGGCCCGUACGCGCACGUGGCCGUCGCGCCGUACGUGUCGCCCGACGACCGGCGGCGGGCGCGCGCCGCGUGCGCCUUCAGCGGCGACAGCGUGGUACAAACACAUGUAUGUAAUAAUGCUUUGUUUUUUAUGGCAAUUUGCGUAAUUAAUCUUGUCCUUUAUUAUUUUACAGUGGUCUCAAACAAUGGCUCCUUCCACAAGUUCCGGUUUUCUUUGGAAUCAAGAACUUGUUACAAAACGGAGUUUGAGUACAUAAUGCAGGUUGGGGACGACGUGGACUUUGUUCAGUAGUCUCAUUGCAGUGAAAUACUGAGAUGCUAAAUUUUUGGAAGUUAGUGAUUUAAGUGAUAAAAUCUUAAUGUGAUUUGAUUUUUAGCUAAUUUAUGUUAUAAUGUGUUAAAAAUAUUGUAUAUUGCUACAUAAUCAUUGGCUGCAAUUUUUUUUAAGGUUAAUAUAGGUAUUUUACAAAAAUGUGAUAUUGUUCAUUUUGAAUAAUUAAACGUAAUUAUAAUAAAAUAUUUAAGUUUUAUAAUUGCGAUAAUAAUUAAUUAAUAGGGAUUUUAUAAAUCUGCGAUUAUGAGCUAUGUGAUAUAAACAUGCACUAAUAUAGACUUGUACUUGUAUUAUCCUUAAAUUUUAUUUCAAUUAAUGACUUAUGUAUGCAAAAACUGAUUAUUAAUUUAGACGUUUAGAUUCAUUUUAAUCUUUUUCAAUUAUGUUUGUAUAUAAAAAUUGACAGUAAAAUUGUAUAAUAUUAAUAUAUUUUCUUUUUUUUUUGUAAUAUUUAUUAAAGCAACGAAUACAUACAUUAGGGUAUUAAACUUUAA